GCCGUGCUCUUGUGCGUUGUGUCAUGUCCCUGCUUCGUCUGCCAUGCCCCUGCGCGUUUAAAGCUUAAAGUUUAAAGACGGGGCCUUGAAGGCGCUGGGGCGUGCACAACAAAUUACGGGCAGGGCCAGGCGGGACAGAACUCCCGAGAGAAGCCGAGCCCCAAAGAGCACUGGGGGCUACGCGAGCCCACUCACACAAGAGCAACAAGCGCGAGCGUCACCGAUGCCACCUCUCACUCACUCACUGAGGCGCAUCACCUGGGCCGCCUCCAGCAGCCGAAAGCCCUCGGCGAUGUCGCCACGCUGGAGGGCCUCCCUCGCCAGCAUAGCGGCGCCGAGAAUGAGCUGCUGGGCCUCCGUCGGGGCCUCCGCCGCCGCCGAAACCUCGGGCACCUCCUGCUGGGUGAUCUCUUCGAGGACAGCAGCCCAGCGCACACCCUUCGAGGCCCCCUUAGGCGCCUCCAGCAGCGCCUCGGCGCCACACGCCCUCGGCGCCAGCGCGGGCGGCUUGCUCCUGCCAGCGCCAUUCGCCUCGAGCGCAGGCUCGCUUUCGUCCUGGUCCACCGUCUGCGUGCCCACCUACACGGACAGCUCCCCGAUGAACCCCCCGACCUCCAGGUCCAGCACGUCUCCAAAGCACAAGUCCGAGAUCUGUACCUCCGGUUUCCCAGCCUUGCUGUCUGGGGCGCACGCGCUGGCCUGCUCCGUCGGCUCCCCCAGCUGCUUCGCCACAAGCAUAAGCAAGGACUUCUCCUUCAGCUCGUCCGUGGCCUUGCAAUUUGGGGCGUACUCGAUGUCCUUCAUCUCCACUUGCUCGCUCACCUUGGUUUUGCGGCCGCCGCGCUGGCUGCCUCCGCUUGGCCUCGCGGCCAGUUUGCGGCAGGCCGUCGGCACCACACCCCAUGUCGACGUGUAGGCCAGAAUUGCGCAUGGCCCUCAUGCCACCGCUGAUCACGGCGUUCCCGGUGGGCCCGGCCUUGACCAGCUGGGUGAACGCUGGCACCACCAUGGCCAGCCUGGCAGCGACCUCCUCCUGCACGCCGUCGGCGCCGACGUAAGAAGAGCGGAUCGCGGCCGACACCAUUGCUGCACCAACCUGGCGCGUAGCGCCGCCCGCGGCCGCACCGAGCGCCGCGGCCAGGACGUUCGCAGCGCCAGGCUGUGCACCCACGAUACCCGCCAAGGCCUGGCAGGUAGCGACUGUCGCCAUGCUCUCAAACGCCUGUCGCGAGUACGAGAACCGAUACCGCGCGAAACACAGAGCCAGCUUGAG
Prorocentrum cordatum is the source of this 1273-nucleotide messenger RNA. NCBI's taxonomy places the organism in Eukaryota, Dinophyceae, Prorocentrales, Prorocentraceae. The record is from the annotation of a GenBank genome assembly.